Glarea lozoyensis ATCC 20868 is the source of this 1755-nucleotide messenger RNA. Its product is annotated as RNA-binding, RBD. The record is from RefSeq and is a predicted model, not a curated record. The coding region runs from base 1 to 1755 and encodes 584 amino acids. Gene Ontology annotation, molecular function: poly(A) binding; mRNA 3'-UTR binding; poly(U) RNA binding. NCBI's taxonomy places the organism in Eukaryota, Fungi, Ascomycota, Leotiomycetes, Helotiales, Helotiaceae. Gene Ontology annotation, cellular component: nucleus; cytosol; ribonucleoprotein complex. The transcript has 7 exons.
AUGUCUUACCAACAAACUGCGAGCCAUCCGGAGGCUAAUUUCCCUCCUCGUCCAACAUCCGCCAUGUAUAACCAAAAUCAGAUCCGCACUCCGCGUGAGUCUCAAUCUCAAGCAAAUGCUUCAACCCCAUCGACCGACGCAAUGACCGCCAUGAUGAGCCAAUUUGCCGGUCUAAGCAUCCCAGCUGCCAAUCUGACCGCCGGUGCAGCUCCCAUGGGACCGCAAUUGCAAUACUACUUCAAUCAAGAUGGACAACCAUUUAUCGGUCCUGCCGCAGCUGCUGCCGGCAUGUAUACUCAACAACAGAUGGCACCUGCGCAACUUUCGGAACUUUACAAUCCAUACCAAACUGCCGCCGCCGUUCAGCAGGCAUCCUAUCUGACCCAAGCUUCUUAUGCUGGGUUCCCUGGGUACACCAUGAUGCCAUACCCCUCAGCUCGUGCCGGUUACUAUGCAGAUCGUACUGAGCAUCACAAAGACGUUCCAGGUCUUGAGAAUCGACGAGGCUCCUACUCCACCACCAACGAGUCCGCCCCAAGCACUCCAUAUUACGGCGCUCUCCAACGCGAGCAAGGUGGAACUCACAUCGCUGCCGUUGAUCGAUCUGUCUUUGGAUCUACGCCUUCUCCACAGCAAUUGGCUACUCAGCACGCUGACCAGCAUGUCACCAAGCCUCUGCCAUACAAGACCAUUCCAAUCAAUGUUGAUCUCGACGCUUUGCUUGUUCAACACCCAAUCAUUCCCCGGGCAAUUCCUGCAAUCUUCACACCUCGUGAGAACAUUCGAACUCUCGACCAGAGCUUAUCCAACCCAAUCCCCAACAAUCGAAACGUCUACAUCCGUGGCCUCCACCCAAAUACCGAUGACGAGACACUCGCAGCUUACGCUUCUCGUUUCGGAGCAGUCGAGACAUCCAAGGCCAUUAUUGAUACAUCCACUGGGGCUUGUAAAGGAUUUGGGUUUGCAAAGUACCAUAACGUUCGUGAUUCGGAGCUCUGUAUUCGUGGAUUUUACAAGCUUGGAUAUGAAGUUGGCUUUGCUAGGGAAUCUUUCAACUCGCGCCUCAAGGCUGAGGGUGAUGAGUCUUCCACGAACCUCUACGUGUCCAACCUGCCAAAAAACAUGACUGAGUCGGAACUUGGUGCUAUUUUCAUGGAUUACACUGUCAGCUCCAGCAGAAUCCUUCGAAAUUCCAAUAACGAAAGCCGUGGCGUUGGCUUUGCCAGAUUCGAGACUCGCGAAAUCUGUGAUGAGAUCAUCCGCAAGUUUCACGGUCAGCCAAUUGGUGAAGAAGGUCUCCUCCUCCAAGUUCGUUUCGCCGACACCCCAGCUCAAAAGGACCUCAAGCGCAUCACUACGGAGCGUCGUCAAUUCAGAACCAACGAGUACAAUGUCGGUGCUUAUGGUGCUGGAUCGGACAUCAUGACCUUGUCACCACCGAUUUCAUCUCCAGUCCUUCCUCGCACCGGCAUGAUUGCCCAACACCUUCCAGCUUCUCGUGCAAGCGGUUCUUGGAAGCGGGAUGGUUCUGCUAGCGGAUCAUCUAUUGGAAUUGCUACGUUCAAAGAUAUUGAUCGCCAACCCAAGGUGGAGUUGAUCGAGGCGACUCCAAACAAGUCGAAGGACAAGAAAUCUUAUGCCUCCACUCCAACCGUCUCGGAGUCUGAUGAGGGUUCUGUCGAUGAGGCUGUUAAUUGUGAUGCUCCAGCCGUUGCUCAUGGCGGACAAGUCUCUCCAACGGCUCGCAAAUCUUAG